Messenger RNA from Leptidea sinapis, 3446 nucleotides. RefSeq lists its product as uncharacterized. The transcript is spliced from 2 exons. Bases 85 to 1080 code for a protein of 331 amino acids. Lineage: Eukaryota; Metazoa; Arthropoda; Insecta; Lepidoptera; Pieridae. The record is from RefSeq and is a predicted model, not a curated record.
UGUGGCGCACGCGUCUAGCGACAACUAGUAUUUCUUAAACCUCUCGCGGUGUUUUUUGGUCUGCUUUAAAUAAUUUACACAAUUAUGGUUAACUGUGGAAGUUGUGGUCAGGAAGCAAGAGACUGUGUUCAAUGCAGUUCAUGUUCUAGGCAUUUUGACUACCAAUGCUCAGGUAUUACCGAGGCCGGGUACCGUAAACUUGGCAUAGAAAGGCAGGCAGCCUGGAGAUGUCCUUCCUGCAAAUCUGGUGGAUCAGCUGUUUCACCUCGUAUAAUUUCAGGAGAAAGCGGCUUAUUACCCAAGCCAGUGACAUUGGAUCAAGUCAUGCAAGAGCUCAGAAAUAUCAAACGCACAGUGGAUUCGGUGUCAAACAUUGUUGCGGGUAUCGAAAGCAUUAAAAGUGACGUCAGCGAGUUGAAAACCUCAAUGGGUCAAUUCACAUUAAAAUUUCAAGGUCUAGAAGAAAGGAUCCAUGUUAUAGAACAAGCCCAAGCUGAGGUCCUGAAGCUAAGUGACCGUAUUCUUACUAUGGAAAGUGACCUGAAUGACAAAAAUCAGUGGAUGCGGCUGAAUAAUGUGGAGAUCAAAGGUGUUCCCAUGAAGGACCGUGAAAACCUGUUUGAAAUUAUAAACAAAAUUGGAAAUAAAAUUCAAUAUCCCAUCACAAAACAAAAUAUAAAUUUUUUGGCGAGAGUGCCUUCGAGAGAUGGCCUAGCCGACAGGGCCAAGCCGAUUAUAGUUUCAUUUUUAAGUAGGUAUGUGAAAGAUGAUUUUGUUGCCUCUGCACGUUCAUUCAAGAAGUUGAUUGCUGCGGACAUUGACUUGCCAGGUACCUCGCCAAUAUUUAUUAAUGACCAUUUAACUGUGGAAAAUAAGAUCCUUCUUAAGAAAACUAAAAAAUUGAAGGAAGAAAAGAACUUUGAUUUCGUCUGGGUAAAAAACUGCAAAAUAUUCGCAAGAAAAAAUCCGGGAUCCAAAAUAAUAACUAUCAAGAGCGAGAAAGACUUGUUAAAAAUGCAGUCAGAAAAAGGGUGGCGGUGUGGCUAUAGCAGUUCACCGUCGAUAUACAUCUUUGUGUAAUGUGGAUUGGUUAUCGAGCGCAGAGGAUUUGUGGGUUUCUGUCAAACUGCGUAACUCUCGGAGGACGGUAAUUACAUUGAAUAUAUGUGUCUUAUAUUUAUGCGAUCAAAAAGGAGGUUUGAAUUUCUUUCAACAAUUAGAUAGCUUUUGUCGGAAUCUUAGUAACAUAGUUGAUUGUAAUUUGUCACAGAAAUUUCUUGUUGUUGGAGACUUCAACAUGAGUGACAUUUUAUGGCUUCAGUCUGACGUUGGUUAUGUAUCUUCUAUUCUUACGAAUCCCCGAAAGCAAGAAUUUAUUAAUCACAUGAACCAUUGCAGCCUUAGGCAAUAUAAUUUUCAUAAAAAUAAUAUAGGUGGCAUUUUGGAUUUAGUUUUCUGUAAUGACUUCGUUUCGGUUGCGCCUUGCUCCGACCCCCUUACGCCUGAGGAUGCCCUGCACCCGAGCCUAAUUAUUCAACCCUUAUUUAUCGAACUAUGUGCACUUGACACACCAAAACGCACUGCUUAUUCUUAUAUACGAGGUGACUACGACAAAAUAUGUUUACAUUUAUCGCAAAUUGACUGGGACAAUAGCCUUGCUUUAGGUAGUGUUGACGAUGCGGUUAAUUACUUUUAUUCAAUCCUUUAUAAACUUAGAGAACAAUUUAUUCCGAUGCGUACUACAAAGAUAGGCCAGUAUCCGCCAUGGUAUAAUACUCCAUUAAUAAAAAUGAUAAAAGAAAAAUUUAAGUACCUCAAGAAAUUCAAAAUUUAUGGUAAUAAAUCAAACGAACACAACUUUAGACUACUUAGAAAUAGAGUUAAAGCAGCUGAAGAUAAUUGUUAUAAAGAGUACAUAACCAAAAUAGAAAAUAACAUUGCUGCCAACCCUACGAAGUUUUGGUCUUAUAUGAAGAGUAAAAGGGUGAGUAGUAUAUAUCCUGCAACAAUGACUUAUUCUGGUACUAGCAGUGACAUUGGUCCAGGAAUCUGCGAUCUAUUCUCUUCAUACUUUCGAUCGACUUUUUUGGCUCCUGACACUCAACCUGACAAUGUUUCGUCUUUUCCAAAUUUACAAAAUACGUCUUGCAGUAUUUCCUCUAUUGAAGUGUCUGCAGAGGAGGUUCGACGAUUCUUGAAUCAUCUAGAUCUUAGUAAGUCAGCUGGUCCCGACACCAUACCAGCACUACUUCUAGUUAAUUGCGCCAACGAACUGUUUAAGCCAGUGACAAUACUCUUUCGUCGUUCCGUUACUGAGGGAAUUAUGCCAGCUGUAUGGAAAUCAGCAUUAAUAUCACCGAUUCACAAGAAAGGUUCUAAAAAUCAAAUAGAAAACUACAGACCUAUUAGUAAGUUAUGUUUGUUAGCAAAAAUCUUAGAGCGUAUUGUGUACAACCAGCUAUACAAUAACAUUAAAUCAACGUUUAUCCCUCAACAGCACGGUUUCUUGAGAGGAAGGUCAACUGUGACAAAUCUAAUCACUUUUAAUGAUUACUCAACAUUUCAUAUGGAUAAAGGUUCUCAGGUUGACACUGUCUAUACUGACUACAGCAAGGCUUUUGACCGUAUUGACCAUAGUAUACUACUGUCAAAAUUAUAUUCUCUAGGCAUCCAUGGUGACUUGUAUAGAUGGUUUUCUUCCUACGUUCUAAAUAGGUCUCAAGCGGUUGUUCUGAAUGGUUACAUCUCGACGUGGGUUAAUAUUCCGUCAGGCGUUCCUCAGGGAUCAUUGUUAGGACCCCUGCUAUUUGUUAUAUUUAUUAACGAUAUCAGCUCAUGCUUUUCGAAUUCAGAGUUUUUAUUAUUUGCUGACGACAUGAAAAUCUUCAAGACUGUUAACAAUCUUCAUGAUGCUUUACUUCUCCAAGAUGACUUGAACAGGCUGGAUAACUAUUGUACACUCAACAAGUUAGAUUUGAAUGUCUCUAAAUGCUUUUUUAUAAAUUUUUCUCGUAAACGAAACGUUUUUGAAUAUAACUAUAAGAUUAAAAAUCAAAAUUUAGCUGUUAUAAAAAACAUUAAAGAUCUAGGUGUAAUUCAUGACAAUAAAUUAAUGUUCGAUGACCAUGUUAAUGCUGUAGUAAAUAGAGCCUAUCAGGCUCUUGGAUUUAUAAUCCGUGCUUCACAGAAUUUUAAAAGAAUGAAAACUAUAAAAAUUAUCUAUUGCGCCUACGUACGUAGUCAUCUAGAGUACGGGUCUCAAAUUUGGAAUCCCUGUUAUAAAAUAUACUCAGACAACAUCGAGAGAAUCCAAAGGAAAUUCACGCGUUACCUGUCAUAUAAAUUUAAUAUACCAAUGUCUGAAUAUCCACAGCGAAGCCUGAUGUUCCAUCUAGUUCCAUUACAUCAGAGGCGAAACAUAUCUGACAUCGCGUUCUUACUGAAAU